Messenger RNA from Diversispora eburnea, 165 nucleotides. Lineage: Eukaryota; Fungi; Glomeromycota; Glomeromycetes; Diversisporales; Diversisporaceae. The record is from the annotation of a GenBank genome assembly.
AUGGCUGUUCGAUUUCUUAUCAUACCUGGACAUCAUGGUGGAACAAUAUCACAAAUAAUGGUCGAUCCAAAUUGUCGUUACAUGAUUACCACAUCAGGAAAUAGAGGAUGGGAAGGGUCAAGUACUGAAGCUGCUUUAUUUUAUGAAAUUAAUCCAAUCGUUUAA